CUGAAGCUGCUGAGAGAGAGACGACCGACCGACCGACCGACCAACUGACUGACUGGCUGUCUGACUGUUUGUCUGUCUGACCAUCUGUCUGUUUGACUGUUUUUCUGUGUGUUUUGACAAACUGAGCUGGCGUGAAGAGGAUACUCAGCAGGAGAAGAAAUCAUCAAAAGUUUGAAGUUGAAGGAAAAAUGAAGGCAGUGUUGCAGGAGCAGCUGAGUCUGCACAUUCUGGACUGAAGUGGUUCAGGAGUCCACAGAGAAGAAGAGUCCGCUUUAAUGAGAGGGGAUCAGAUCCGGAUCAGGUUUCAUCUGGGAACAGUUAUUUUUUAGUUUUCUCUGCGUCCUCGCUGCCACUGAUCUGAUCUGAGAGCAGUCCGAGCAACAGGAAACCUGAACCAGCUGAGCCGCAGAACAGAUCUGGAUCAGAUCUGGAGGUGGUUUUUAUUGUUGAAUCGCAUUAAGGGGAUUCUUCAAACCAUCUCUGUGGAGUUUCUGAGGUCAGCAAAAUCCAGAGAGACGUGGAGACAGAGAUGGAGAGGAGAUUAGUGGAGUUUGGUUUUCUCAGAGAGUGAGAGAAGAAAGAGAGAGGAGAAUGGGAGAGAGAGGGGGAGGAUGAAGGAGGGGGGAGAGUCCACAUGAAACCACCAGAGACGUGUUUCUAAUGAAGAGUAGACUGUGGCCCACGAUCUGCUCCUGGACUGGAUCUGUGUGUGGUGAUGGUCUCUCUGUCUGAACAAACAGGAAGUGACUGGUUCAAACUUUAUUUCAGGCAGAGUCCUUCAGAUUAAGAGUCUUGUUUUUCAGUCUGGGUGGAUAUGAACUGAAACAGUAAGUCAAACCUCAGGACCGACCACACAUCUGUGUACAGGUGUAGUUGUCGGCAUGCAGUUGAACCGACCUCGCAGUGCCCUGCUCGGGUUCAGCCUCCCCCCUCCUCCCCCCCCUCCUCCUCCUGCCUCGUUCUCCAGUCAGUUCAGCACCAUGAGGUUCUCCUACCACCUGAGCUCCACACCACCAGCACACAGCAGCAGCUCCACCUGCAGGACAGGUCCCUCCUCCUCCUCCAGUCCCAGCUUGCUGACUAAGAGUCUCUCUCUGGAGCCGUCCUGCUCUCCGUGCGGCCACCAGGGGGUGCUGGACGCUGACACUCCCCAGCAGCCGAGCUCUGACCCGGGGCCCAGCUUCUCCUCCUCAGGCCCCGCCUCCCUGGAGGGAGGGGCGGGGUUAACGGAGCGCCGAGGGUCUGCUAUUGGGCUGCUGCUGGUCAAUGACACAGGGCCGCCGGAGCUGCCAGCUACCACAAUAGCACCACUGAGCAAGAGCCGACCGCCGCUGCCGGGGCCCAAACCUCAGGUUCCCCCGAAGCCCCCCCACCUCCAGCAGCAGGUGGGGGUGUCAAGGCCACGCCCCAGGGCUCCAGAGAAGCCCCUCCCUCCGCCCCCACCCUGUAGACCCCUCCCAGCGGACCCCCGAGGGGGCCGGACUCUGCCAACCCGUGCCGAUGGCACUGCUUCCCCGACCUGUGUCCUGUCACUCAUUGAGAAGUUUGAGCGUGAGCAGAUCAUCGUGGUUCCUGACAUCACUGGGGGGGCUCUCUGUCCCCGCUUAACUGACCCCCCCUCCUCCCUCUCCUCCUCUCGACCUUCGUCACCACCAUCGUCAUCAUCCCCCGCCCCUCCCCCACAUGAUGAGGAGCUGCCCUCUGAGGUCAAAGAUCACGAUGAAAUCACAGAGGGGAUUGAGGAAGAGGAAGGAAAACUACAUAAUGAUGAAGAUGAUGAUGAAGAUGAUGAUGAUGAUGAUGAAGAGCUGGUGGCAGCAUGUCGUGACGACCUCCAUCAGAAGCGUCUGUCCAUGGAGUCGGGUUACAGCGCCUCAGAGAAACACCUGGAGGAUGAUGUGGUUGCCGUGGAAAUGAGGGAGCCACAGCAGCAGCAGCCGCUCGACCAAUCAGAGCUCCCCUCGGAGCGUCUGUCCCUCCCCUCGUCACAGACUGACGGGAAGCUGGCCAAUCGGGACAGCGGGAUUGACAGCAUCAGCUCUCCGUCACACAGCGAGGAGCUCUGCUUCACAGGUGUGGAUGACGGGGUCGUGGCUUAUCCCUGCAGCCCCGCCCUCCUGCCCCGCCUCUCCAGCUCGUCCUCGUACGCAGGGGAGGGAGGGGAGGGGGAAGGAGAGGGGGAGGUGAGAGGAGCGGCGAGGAGGAGGAGGGAAUUCUCUGAGGAGGGAGACAGUGACCUGGAGGAGGAGGAGGCUGAGCUAACUCUGGUGCUGCCACCCCCCAAGACAGACAGGCAGGAUUCUGCUGAGAUGUCGGUGCAGCAGAGGGUCUUCAACAUCGCCAACGAGCUGCUGCACACAGAGACUGCCUAUGUCUCCAAGCUCCACCUCCUGGACCAGGUCUUCUGUGCCAGACUCCUGGAGGAGUCCCGGUCUCGCUCCUCUUUCCCCUGCGAUGUGGUUCAGGGAAUAUUCUCCAACAUCUGCUCCAUCUACUGCUUCCACCAGCAGUUCCUGCUGCCGGCGCUGCAGAAGCGGAUGGAGGAGUGGGAUUUGAACCCACGAAUUGGGGACAUCCUGCAGAAGCUGGCUCCCUUCCUGAAGAUGUACGGAGAGUAUGUGAAGAACUUCGACCGAGCCAUGGAGCUGGUUAACACCUGGAUGGAGAGAUCAGCUCAGUUCAAAGCCAUCAUCCAGGAGAUCCAGAGGGAGGAGCGUUGUGGUAACCUGACUCUGCAGCACCACAUGUUGGAGCCGGUUCAGAGGAUCCCACGCUACGAGCUGCUGCUCAAAGACUAUCUCCACCGGCUGCCAGAGGACGCCCCGGACUACAGGGACGCCCAGAAGUCUCUGGAGCUGAUCGCUACAGCAGCAGAACACUCCAACGCUGCCAUCAGGAAGAUGGAGCGAAUGAGGAAGUUGUUGAAGGUGUACGAGUUGCUGGGAGGAGAAGAAGACAUUGUUAACCCCACUAACGAGCUCAUUAAAGAAGGACACAUCCUCAAACUGUCCAAUAAGAACGGGACCACGCAGGACAGAUACCUCAUACUGUUUAAUGACAGGUUGCUGUAUUGCGUCCCCAAGCUGCGUCUGAUUGGUCAGAAAUACGGCGUCCGCGCUCGCAUCGACGUGGAUGGCAUGGAGCUGAAGGAGACCAGCAGUGUUGCAGUCCCCAGGACGUUCCUGGUGUGUGGGAAGCAGAGGUCCCUGGAGCUACAGGCCAGGACGGAGGAUGAGAAGAAAGACUGGAUCCAGGCCAUCCAGGCGACUAUUCAGAGACAUGAGCAAACCGUGGAGAGCUUCAGACAUCUGAAUUGUUCUCUACGAGAUGAUGAGUCCACACCACCUCACUCCCCGAGCUGUGUGGAGCUUGGGAAGCGUGCGCCGACUCCGAUAAGAGAGAAGGAGGUGACUCUGUGUAUGAAGUGUCAGGAGCCGUUCAACUCCAUCACCAAGAGACGGCACCACUGUAAAGCCUGUGGACAUGUGGUUUGCGGUAAAUGUUCGGAGUUCCGUGCUCGUCUGUCGUACGACAACAACCGCACUAACCGUGUUUGUGUGGACUGCUAUGCCACACUGGUGGGAGUGCUGCCCUCGCCUGCCACACUGACCAGCAGCACCCAGAGGAGGCGAUCCAUCCUGGAGAAACAGGCCUCGCUGGCAGCAGAGAACAGCGUGAUUUGUAGUUUUCUUCACCACAUGGAGAAAGGAGGGGGGCGGGGCUGGCAGAAGGCAUGGUUUGUCAUCCCUGAAAAUGAGCCGCUGGUGCUCUACAUCUAUGGCGCUCCACAGGACGUGAAGGCGCAACGCAGCGUCCCUCUGAUUGGCUUCGAAGUCUCUCUACCUGAGUCAUGUGACCGCCUGGAGAGACGCCACGCCUUCAAGAUCUCCCAGAGUCACCUGACCCUGUACUUCAGCGCUGAGGGGGAGGAGCUACAGCGGCGAUGGAUGGAUGUCCUGUUGAGGGCCGGGAGGGGGGAAGAGUUUCAGGUCCACCGGCCAAUCGUGGAGAGUCUGGAGGAGGAGGGGGAGGAGCUAGCAGCUGCAGCGGACUGCGAGAACACGUGAUUCUAUUGGAUGAGGAACAAUGACGAUGAUGAAGGCAGGGUCUUUAGAAGAAGAUCAGUCGCUAUUGGAAACCAGUACAAAACCAGUGCAUACAGUCGUAGCUGAAAUAUACUUUAAACACACACACACACUAACACACACACACACACACACACACACACACACACACACACACACUCUGGGCUCUCUGUAUAUUUAAAGUGGUUCGUCUGCAUGAUUUCUCCUUGCUGUCAACACAAGAUGGCGUCUCUCUCUCUCUUGAUUCACCUGUGUUUCACCUGUGAGGUGAGGUGGGCGGAGCCUCUGGUCACACAUUUACCUUGUCGUCAUUGUAAAUUCUCACAGUAAGCUUUCAAUGAUAACCUCAGAACUCAAACAGCAGUCUCCUGGAUUUCUCCCCUCAGUUUCAUCUGUGGAAGGUCUCUAAACACUACAGUACCCAUGAGUCCCUGCUGCAUUUGCUAUGGAAACGCCCCCACCCAGAGCUGUGACAGAGUUGUAUCAUAUUGAGAAAAACUGACCCAAAAUCCCAUGUGAACUUUUGAAAUGAAUGACUUUAUCCAGUUAGGUCAUCCCGCCCUCAGCUGCACGGCAACAAGAGUCUGAAGCUCAUUCAUUGGUCCAUUCUUGUGAUGCAGUCAUCCAUAAAGCUCAUAAAAUCAGCUUCUGUGUCUGUAAUUAUGGGCCCAGUCACCACAUGUCUACUGAUGCACCACUGCAGCUCCUCAGCUUCUUCUUCUUCUGUGGUGUUCAUUUAUAUUUUAGUCUCUAACUCACUUUUUAUCAACCACGGUUAUUGUAAGUUCAGUGAUUUAAUGUGCGCUUCUCCAGAGUCACAAAGGUCAAAGGUCAGUUCACUCUUUAUCACUAUAUGUUCAAAAGCUUCAGGAGACAAGUUCAAACUCACAGUUUAAACCCUGACAUCAGGUCCAGUCCUCAGUCUGUUUCCAGCUCCCACUGGCCUGAGUCCCUGAGCAUCCACACAACCUGCUCAUUUAUCUGAGAAUAUGGACAAUAAACCAAGACCACGACCUGCAAUGAGAGAAUGAGCUACGGAGGCUGGUGGAUCUGCAGCAACAGGGUGGGACCCCACCUGGACCCAGACUGAAGAUAAUCCAGCCCGGCUCCCUGAAUCACGGUCAUACCGCCCAAUUUUAGAGCUGGAGGUAGUCUUUCCACUGCUGGAUGUAUUAAUGUGAUUUGUCUCAAUGGCUGAUCAGGGUGCUGCAACAAAAACAACAGACCUCCAUUAAACAAACUGUAGGCGACUCCAGUUGCAACAAGCUCUGUCAUCACUGUGUGUUUGAAUCCAAGGUCUGUAGGACAGAAUAGAUAUUAGGCUUUUGCUUUAGUUUCGGCUGUGGGGGUCUAGGUGGUGGGUGCAUAUUCAGUUCAUCAGACCUUCAUGCAGCCGACCAGAGUCCAGAUCCUGAACAACCUCUGUCCACCAUGAACCAGACUGUAGCACACAGUCUGUGAAGACUAACGAUGAUGUAAUGUGAGGUUUCGCAGAAUCACCUGAUAUGAUCGUUGUCUGGAGAUGGGGGCUGAUCCUGACCCAAUCUGACUCGGGUCCAUCAGUAGCACCUGAGCCCAUGAAGACCACGACGACCAUAAAGACCAUGAAGACCAUAAAGACCAUAAAGACCUCUACUGUGUGUUUACUUCAUCUCUCAAUGAAAACGUGUGGAAUGGAUUAACAAGCACAUACAGGCAUAUGGAGCCCCCCCCCCACCUUGGUUCAGUCCCAUUGAGAACUGAGGAGUCGACCUUCAGCCUGCCAUGAUGCAGCUGGUGUUGUCACCUCAGACGAUCAGAUUAGAGGAGGUUCUUCUUCUCUGUUUUUAAAGACUAAAGUUGAGCUGGUUUCCAACAGGAAGUGGAUCUAAACUGUCAGACUGUUGUCACAACAGAUGACACGCUGUCAGAGUUUUAAAAGAAGAAGAAGACUACUCCGUCGUCUUUAAAUGCACUUAAAAGACAUUUCUUAAUUUUUCAUUCAAAUUUCCCCCUGAAGAAAAAAAUCUGCAGAUUUCUAUUCUCUUUCUGUGUUUGAGCUUUUAAGACUUCCUGUCCUUAGUGACCUCGCUGCUGAUGUCUGACCUCCAAACUUCUCAUCACCUACAUGUCCCAGCAUCCUCUGCUCUGAGGUGUGGACUCUGCAGGUGCAGGUGGUUUUUCACUGUCCUGGAGAAACCUCAUUGACACUUUAUGGAUUAAACUUUUUAACUGAAGGUGAAAUUAAUCAGCUGCAAUGAUGAACCUGAGAGAUACAAGGUUUCUGCAGGACACUGAUGAUGUCAGACUCAGGAGAUGGGGGCGGUGGUGGAGGAUUAUUGGAGUUGGAUGUAAAAAGUCAGUUUUUAAAGACAGUUUCAGGCAGAUGGAGACAUGAAGAGUCUCUGUGAGGAACCGGAAACCAGACUGGACUGAACCCUGAACCCAGGUCUGGUGGACCCGCUGGUUUCUGUGUCUUGGAUUUUUUAAAUGAAUCCAGCGAUUAGACGGAGCUGAAUCCAGAAGAAAAGACUAGUUGUUUUUAUCAUCUUCACUUCCAGUGGUCCAGUAUUUCUGUCUCUGUAAACAGCUUUUGGACAAAGUGUUUUGAUAGUUAAAAAGUAAAUAUUAUGAAUAUUGUUAUUGUUAUUCUGAUGAAUCUAAAUGAAAAGAGAAGUGUUGGAUAUUUCCGUGUUUAUGAGUCUGGGUUGUGUUUGAUGUUUGCUUGAUGCAAGAAGAAAACAAAGAGUAAACAUUUUGUAAAUAUAAUUUAUUCUCCUGUGACCCACCCUCUCCCCCCAGUCAUGUGACUAUGUAAAGAUUAAAGGUCAAUCCUUGCUGUUCCUCCACACUCCGCAGAUCUCCACACAGCCAGAGCCCAGCAGAUGGUUUGGGGUCCAGCAGUGGCCAUGUUGGCUCCACAGGGUAAAGAUUAAAGGAACAAUCUGACAUUUUAAUAAAUCCUCUGGUUCAGUGUCUCAGAGUCCCUCAGACGAAGGCCACUCUCAUCUCUGUCUGUCCAGUAUAGAGAGAGGUCCAGGAAGUAGUUAGCCUAGCUUGGCAUAAAGACUGGCAGGGGGAAAUUGUUAAGAAAAACACCAACAACAAGAAAAACACCCUACAAUACCUUAACACAAUAACAUUUUAACAGGUUUUAUGUCUGAAAUUUUAACAUCAUUUUAAAAGGUAAAAACUUUGAAUCUUCUUCUCAAUCAGCGAAAAUGUUGAAGGAUUAGCAAAUUCAGUGGUGGCUAAAUUGAUAAAAUAUUGAACACUGCUGACUGAGGCCAUUAAUCUAGCUAGCUGCUAAAUGCUACUUUAACCGAGAGCUAAUAACUCUAGCUAACGAGGCUAAUCUGUGGUUCGCUGGUAAACACUAGCUGUGGGUCUUACUAACGACUUGAUAAAUUCACUGUUCACUGUGCUGUUGGUUAACAACAUUAAAUACCAGCUGAUGCUUUGGAGUUUUAUUCCUCUAUGGAUAGAGCUAGGCUAACAGCCCCCCCUACUCCCAGUCUUUGUGCUAAGCUAGGCUAAACAUCAAUGAGAUGAAACGGAAGGUUUUGAAAACUGAAUUUCUCUCAAUUUUGAGCUCUUCUUUAAGCUCUACCCCCGCCACUGGCCUGAGGCUCGGUCUGUACACGGCUCUGGUUGUCACGGCGUGUUUUUGGCGUGUAAAGCAGGCUCCAGUGGUGUGUCGUCCUCUCCUCCCUCAGUGGAAGGAAAUGGCCAGUAACUCAGCCUGAGAGUUCAUUUUCAGCAGUUGUUUUGAUGUGGUAAAAAUGUCUUCAAUAUUAAUCUGAGUGAUUUGUGUUGAUGCUGAAUUUUGCUUCUUUUUUUGAGUUUUAUGUUUUCUGCUGCCAGAGACAUUUGGAACCAGUUCUGACUGGUUCUGACAGGUUCUAACCAGAUCUUACCAGUGUUGACUGGUCCUGACUGGUUCUGAUUGGUCCUAAUUCGUCCUGACUGGUUUAUCUGGUUCUGACUGGUUCUAACUGGUUCUAACCAGUGUGUGUAUGAUAUAGUUGAACCAUAGUUUGUUGUAUCUUGUAUCUAGAACCUGAGCAUUUCUUGUUAUUUGGUCUUGUACCACGUCAGUCCACAACCAGUUACAAACCAGUUUGAGGCAGUUAUGACUCGAGAUGAGUCUGACUACAUUUUUAUUACAUGAGGGAGUUUUUUAAAUUUAGAUUUUAAAUUUGUGGUUGUGGUUGAUUUUUCAAAAUGAUACUCAAGUAUUUUUCCCACUAACACAAGUUAGCUCUGGCCAGCUCCCUCCCCCAACACACGUCUCUACUUAUAACCAGUUAAAGCCACUUAUUACCUGCAAUAAGACCAGUGUUUAUUGGUUCAAACAGAAAUGUUUUCAGCCAGUUUGGACCAGUUAGAGCUAGGACCAGUGUAGUUAAAACCAGUUUGAACUGGUUCUGUCACACUGGACUGUCCAUCUGUGACUUUCCUGGUUUACAGCUGAUUCAGUUUUUUGCCUUACAGUCUCUGAGUUUAUUGAACUUGUGCCAAAUCAGAAGAGUCAAUUGCUGUCAGUGUUCAACUGUUCAGUCUGUGCUUUUGUAUUUAUUUCUCAUUUUUAAUAUUGAAUUUUUUUUUUUUUUACUUCCUGUCUGUUAUGAUCCUGAUAGGUGUGUUUCUCUCACUUCCUUCACCUGUUCAGACCCUGUCAGAUGGUAAGUUUCACAGACUGUUAAUGGCUGCUGUUACCCAUGUUUACUGAACGGAGAGGUCAGGGGCCCCUGGGCCAGAGUCUUUGUUUGAGGUCAAUGUUUGAAAGUUACAAAGCUCAGUUAAAUGACACAAAGCUACACAAAGUCAAAAAAUACAAAGAGACUAAAAAAUGUGAUUGCCCACCUUCAAUAUAAGGAGUUCUAUACAGGAGGGGUGGGGGCCUAUUACCGGUCUGUGCCCAGGGGUCCAUGUUCUCAUAAUCUGUCCAUGCUGUUACCAUGGAGACUACCAGGAUUUCCCCUUUGAGAUGAGGCUGAAACACACCUGAAACAAACCACACAAUGUUUAUAUGGGUAUGGGUACAUUUUUCUAAUAUGGCUGUUAAAGAACCAAUCAGAGGAGGACUAGGUGGUGAUGUCAUGUAGCUGAUUGACAUCCUUAUUAUCUCUGACUUCUUGCUACAGUAACUGCAGUCCGUGCAGUUACUGUAGGUUUCUGGAGCAGCAUGUUACCAUGGUGACCUCCAGGUUCCCAGAGCCUCAUUCCCCAGUGCUGGUUACCAUGUUACCAUAGCAACUUCUAGACUCAAGUUACCAUGACAACAGCACCCACCACCAUGUCUGUCUCUGUCUCUCUCUCUCUCUCUCUCUUUCCGGGUGUAACAGCAGCAUGGUUGUGUCUUUUUCAUCUCCUUGUAGUUCUGGUAUCUUCUUAUUAUUGAUUAUUGAUUGCAGGUUAUUGGUUAGUGGCCGGCCACUGCCUUCCAUCCUGUCCAUAUCUGUUUCCCAUCAUGCCCUUCUAUAAGAAAAUAAAGGAGAAUUGUUUAUGAGGUUAUAAAUGAAAUAAAAUCAUGAAAACUGUU
This is a messenger RNA of Seriola aureovittata, 9609 nucleotides long. RefSeq names its product FYVE, RhoGEF and PH domain containing 1 (gene fgd1). The transcript has 18 exons. The coding region runs from base 882 to 4067 and encodes 1061 amino acids. Gene Ontology annotation, biological process: cytoskeleton organization; filopodium assembly. Lineage: Eukaryota; Metazoa; Chordata; Actinopteri; Carangiformes; Carangidae. Gene Ontology annotation, cellular component: cytoplasm. The record is from RefSeq and is a predicted model, not a curated record. Gene Ontology annotation, molecular function: metal ion binding; guanyl-nucleotide exchange factor activity.